UUUUUUUACCACCAAGUUAUCGUUCGAGAAUUUAGAGGGAUCUUUGAAACAAAAAUCCCGUAUUUAACGAGAUAAAUAGAGUACGUGUGAAGAAUAUUGACAUUGGGCGGGAACUGUACGAACGAACCCUCCACCACCACCAACCGCCACCCAAAUGGCGUCUUCUGAGACACUCCGGCACUGCGGAACCGCUGCAACUAUUGAUAUCAUCGGCGAAGACCUUCUUCACAACAUCUUCUCCAGACUUCCGGCAACCUCUUUCGCCUCCGCCGCUUGCGUCAACCGCUCCUGGAACCUCGUCUGCGAACGCGUCCUUUCUCGUCCGAAGCUCGCCUCCGCAUGUUCCAGUAACGAUUCACUCGAGGUUGCUGUAAAAGAUGUGGUGGAUAAAGUACUAUCGGAGCCUAUUCGUCCUCAUUUUGCCAUUGCUUCUAUUGGUAACUCAUUUAUUCAGGAUUACGAUGUGGAAGAAUCUUUGGAAGAGGCUCACUACCUCAUUACUAAAUCAUUAGGCAGCAAUAUUCCGGUUAUUACUAAUAGUACGUUGGGAAUAAUCGGAAGGGAUAAGUUUUCUGAUGAAUUCAAAGAGGCUCAGUGGAGACGCGGCGAAGAAGAUAAUGCAAUCAUAUUGACUGUUGGAUUUCUACCAGGGAUCAAAGUCACAACAAUACCACUUUUAAUGAAGAAUCCGAUAACUUUUAUGAUGAAGAAAUUUAUAACCGACAUUAGGGAGUUCUCAACUUCUGUUUCAGGGUGUUCAUCCCCCGCUGCCAUAAUGAUGUUCGCUGACCAGUACCGUGUAGGCCUGAUCGAUGUAGCGGAAAAGAUGGGUUAUGCAAUGUCACAAAAAACUGUCAUUGUUGGUGAUUAUUCCUCUCCGUUCCGAUAUUUGAACUGUCCUGAUGCUUGGUCUGUUGGUGCUGCCUUGGUAUUUGCGGUGGAUAGGAAUAAACCUUCUGGUAUAGGAGAAACUCGGUUUCAUGCUGUGUUAUCAAGUGGAUUAUCACCUGUAGGCCCCACAUAUGAGGCAGCAUCCGUUCUUGAGAAAAGCAAUUCAAUUUGGAUCUCGGCAAGAAGAGAAGGGUGGGGACAGAAUAUUGACGCUGAAACUAUUCGGAAUCAAGUUUAUGAUCAACUAGGAGACCGAAAUCAGAACCGUAAACUUUACAUUGGGGUAACUAAAAAAGGAAAAUGCGGUCAAGAAAAGGUUGGACGCAUGACGUCUCUUGCAUUCUAUGAAGUUCGUAGGAAUAACAGGAAGUAUUUUUUUGUUUCUGAAAAGGGCGUCAAUUUGGGCGAUACAUUCCGCUUUUACCACUUAGAUUCUACCGCUGCUCGAUCUUCAGUCACCGCUAUCUCUAGCCAUCUGAGAUCUUUCAACAGAAGGAGCAACAACACCACUGGAGGUGACAAGCAGGAGGUGUUUGGCGGUCUUAUAUUCAGUUGUUGUGGUGCGCGGUUCUUUGGCGGACCAAACAUUGACAGCUCACCGUUUUUGGACAACUUCCCUGGUGUGACACUUGGGGGCGCAUUUUGUAGGAGGGUAAUUGGACGUGGUGUUUUAACCCUGUAUGCUAAAGAAUCCCAAGAACAAAAGGCAAUGCAAUGUCGCGUGCAAGCUCGCGGUGGUGUCUACUUUAUCAUGUCGUACCAUCAAUGAAAAAGGAAUUUAUGUGGUUUUUGUGUUGCGAUUUGGCGGGAAAGAAAGGAUAGACAUGAUGAACCAAAUGAAAUUGUUUAUCGGGAAAUUGUUUUUUUUUU
Molecule: messenger RNA, 1761 nt
Organism: Helianthus annuus (common sunflower)
Lineage: Eukaryota; Viridiplantae; Streptophyta; Magnoliopsida; Asterales; Asteraceae
Product: F-box/LRR-repeat protein At5g63520
Exons: 10
Coding region: 155-1660 (501 amino acids)
Biological process (GO): protein polyubiquitination; positive regulation of proteasomal ubiquitin-dependent protein catabolic process
Molecular function (GO): protein binding
Source: RefSeq, a predicted model, not a curated record